AGUGGAGUUGGUUGGAGUCGGGCGACUUCGUUAAAAGGAAGCGCUGAAGACGUUAAAGCUUCUUCAACGAUUCGACAAAAGUUUUGGGUUUCUUUUUUUUCCGCCGUCGACCACCAUGGACUCCGCCACAUGCUCCCGCGUUCUUCCCCAAAUCAAUCUCUCCCAUUCAGAUCGUAGAGUAUCCGCUGGUAGGUCGGGAUCUGCCUCUUUCCGUUCAUCCAGGGGAUUGAAAAUUUCGAAACAGCUCACAGUUUCAUGCUCUGCAGCGAGUGAUAAAGGAAAUGACAUGUUUGGGUUAUCACAUUAUUCUAAGAAAAACCCUGUUGGGGAAGUAUUAUGUCCGGCGGGUGUAUGCACUUAUGGUGGGACUGGUGUAGAGUCUCAUUCCCAUGUUGGGGAAGAGAAGGUUGGAGUGCUGCUUCUGAAUCUUGGAGGACCUGAGACGCUUAAUGAUGUUCAGCCGUUUUUGUUCAAUCUUUUUGCCGACCAGGAUAUCAUUCGCCUCCCAAGGUUGUUUCGGUUUCUCCAGCAACCAUUGGCGAAAUUAAUUUCUGUGCUUCGAGCCCCAAAAAGCAAAGAAGGUUAUGCUGCUAUAGGAGGUGGUUCACCAUUGCGUAAAAUUACAGAUGAGCAGGCAAAUGAACUCAAAAAGACUCUGGAAUCGAAGGACUUGCCUGUUAAUGUUUAUGUGGGAAUGCGUUAUUGGUACCCGUUUACUGAGGAAGCAGUUCAGCAAAUUAAGAAAGACAGAAUAACCAGGCUUGUGGUCCUGCCUCUAUACCCUCAGUUCUCUAUCUCUACAACUGGAUCAAGCGUUUCUGUGCUCCGGGAUAUUUUCAGGAAAGAUGCGUACCUAUCAAGGAUGCCUGUUUCUAUUAUAAACUCGUGGUAUCAACGUGAAGGCUAUCUUAAGUCAAUGGCUGACUUGAUUUCCAAAGAGCUAGAAAGUUUUUCUGAGCCUGCAGAGGUCAUGAUAUUCUUCAGUGCCCACGGAGUACCGCUCAGUUACGUGGAGGAUGCCGGAGAUCCUUACAAAGAUCAAAUGGAGGAGUGCAUCUUCUUAAUAAUGAAAGAGCUGAAAUCUAGAGGAAUCAACAAUGAACAUACCCUUGCUUACCAGAGCCGAGUUGGUCCUGUGCAAUGGCUAAAGCCCUACACUGAUGAAGUUCUUGUUGAGCUUGGCCAGAAAGGCGUGAAAAGUCUCCUAGCUGUUCCAGUCAGCUUUGUGAGCGAGCACAUAGAGACUCUUGAAGAAAUUGAUAUGGAGUACAGGGAAUUGGCCCUUGAAUCUGGCAUUGAGAAUUGGGGCCGAGUCCCUGCCCUUGGUUGUACUCCUUCGUUUAUAACAGACCUGGCAGAUGCAGUAAUAGAAGCCUUACCACUUGCAACAGCCAUGUCAACCCCACAAACUACCUCAGAAGUAGUCGAUCACGACCCCCUGAGAUACGCUAUCAAGAUAUUCUUUGGUUCCUUUUUGGCAUUUGUUUUGUUCUUCUCCCCGAAAAUGAUCAUGGCUUUCAGGAACCACCUGAUUUAAGGAAGGUAUUAAGCUUUCACAUACACAGAAAAUAGAUUACGAGUCAGAACACCACGAAGAAUCCCCCAUUCGCUUCCAAUUGAUCCUCAACUCCAUACGGAACAAGCUUUGCAGUUUCCAAGAGAUAAGUUUUGUAUUUAGCCCAUUCUUCCUAAACGUAAAUUUUUUGAUAAUGUUUUGGUGAACAUGCUUUGAUUCGUGAGGCAUAUCUUAGAUUCUACUUUGUACGUUUUGGAUGUUAUGAUUUGCACGUAAAGCUGGUUUACGAUAACUGUUUUGAGUAUAA
Malus domestica (apple) is the source of this 1823-nucleotide messenger RNA. The record is from RefSeq and is a predicted model, not a curated record. NCBI's taxonomy places the organism in Eukaryota, Viridiplantae, Streptophyta, Magnoliopsida, Rosales, Rosaceae.